AUGCCCAAGAAGCGAUCUUCUGCCAGUCAAAAGUACAAUCAGCAACGUGAUAAACGUAGAGGACAACUCAGAGCCAAACACAAAAUGGGAAACCAUCCCGAACGAAAUGAAAUGCGAAAAACGAAGUUCGAAGAAUUGCGUGCUGAACUAAGUCGCACUUUUGGCAUACCGAGCAACUGCCAUAUUUAUUUCCUGAAGAAAUAUCCCAAGGACUCUCUCCCCCAAAAACCUCGACUAAGAAUCACCUUUGGAAACUCGGUCAUCCUCGACGCUGAUACCUGGAAGGUCAUCCAAGUCAAUCGUUUCACUCGGUUUUUAGAUAUGUCGCACGAAACAAAGGAAGACAUGGAAUUUGCAGUUCAAACGUUAUAUCAGCACACAUUAGCUAGAGGUGAAGUUAAAAUCAACGGUUCGGAUUCCGACCAGGAUCAGACCGAGGUAGAAAAAUGGGAGUCACAGCAUUAA
Molecule: messenger RNA, 465 nt
Organism: Melampsora larici-populina 98AG31
Lineage: Eukaryota; Fungi; Basidiomycota; Pucciniomycetes; Pucciniales; Melampsoraceae
Exons: 3
Coding region: 1-465 (154 amino acids)
Source: RefSeq, a predicted model, not a curated record